UUAAAGCAUCGAGGUCCUGAUUGGAGCAGACUGUACCAAAAUGAAGAUUUCUUUCUAGCGCAUCAAAGGCUAGCAAUUGUUGAUCCUGAUUCUGGGGACCAACCCCUAGAUAAUGAGGAUGACAGCAUUAUUGUUACAGUAUGAAUGGAGAGAUUUACAACCAUGAAGAGCUACGAGGACAAUUUCCUAAUCAUGUUUUUAAGACAGGCAGUGAUUGUGAAGUUAUCACUCAUCUGUACGAGGAAUUUGAGGAAGAUUUUCUGGAUAUGUUAGAUGGAGUCUUCUCAUUUGUUUUGUUAGACACCCGACACAACACCUUCAUAGCUGCGCGUGAUGCCAUUGGAGUCACACCCCUCUAUAUUGGAUGGGGGCUUGAUGGUUCUGUUUGGAUGUCAUCUGAAAUGAAAGGACUGAAUGAUGAUUGUGAAAACUUCAAGGUCUUCCCUCCCGGACACUUGUACUCCAGCAAAACAAGAAGCUUGAAGAGAUGGUACAACCCACCUUGGUACUCCGAAACUGUUCCAUCAGCUCCAUAUGAUCCCCUUGUUCUGAGGAAGGCAUUUGAGAAAGCGGUCAUCAAGAGGCUCAUGACAGAUGUUCCAUUUGGAGUUCUACUGUCUGGUGGCCUUGAUUCAUCCCUAGUUGCUGCUGUUACAGCUCGGCACCUUGGAGGAACUAAAGCUGCAGAUAUAUGUGAAAACCAACUCCAUUCCUUCUGUAUUGGUUUGGAGGAUUCACCAGAUUUGAGGGCUGCAAAAGAGGUUGCCAAUUAUUUAGGCACAAUUCACCAUGAGUUCCACUUCACAGUUCAGGAUGGUAUUGAUGCCAUUGAGGAUGUAAUCUACCACAUUGAAACAUAUGAUGUUACCACCAUCAGAGCAAGUAUCCCCAUGUUCCUCAUGUCUCGUAAAAUCAGGUCAUUAGGAGUGAAGAUGGUAAUCUCUGGGGAAGGUUCAGAUGAGAUUUUUGGAGGAUAUUUAUACUUUCAUAAGGCACCUAACAAGGAGGAGUUCCACCAGGAGACAUGUAGAAAGAUCAAAGCUCUCCAUCUAUAUGAUUGCUUAAGAGCGAAUAAAGCCACCUCGACAUGGGGGUUGGAACUUCGUGUGCCAUUUUUAGAUAAAGAAUUCAUUGAUGUCUCUAUGAGCAUUGACCCAAAAUGGAAAAUGAUCAAUCCUGAUUUGGAUCAGAUCGAGAAGUGGGUAUUGAGAAAAGCUUUCGAAGAUGAGGAGAACCCCUACCUCCCAAAGCAUAUUCUCUAUCGGCAAAAAGAGCAGUUUAGUGAUGGUGUUGGUUAUAGUUGGAUCGAUGGACUGAAGACCCAUGCGGCGGAGAAUGUGACGGACAAAAUGAUGUUAAAUGCUGUGAAUAUUUAUCCACACAAUACACCAUCCACUAAAGAGGCGUACUACUACAGAACGAUCUUUGAGAGGUUAUUCCCACAGGUUUCUGCGAUAUUGACUGUCCCUGGGGGCCCAAGUGUUGCCUGCAGCACCGUGAAGGCCAUAGAGUGGGACUCCCAAUGGUCAAAAAACCUCGAUCCCUCUGGUAGAGCUGCUCUUGGUGUCCACAUCUCGGCCUUAAAUCCACACAUUCCUGCCUCUCUUACUGCUAAUGUAGAUGUAAGAGCUUCAUGACUCCAUCAAUACCUAAUGUUCUUGACUUCAGUUCAUGAUAUAGCAGCAUCUGUAUUUUUGGUUUUUAGCUUUGUACAUCUAAGUUCUUAACAGUACACGCAGUUGUAUUUGAAUGGAAAGAACUGAAUAAAUAAAUUUAUCAUGUCUUUGAUUA
Asparagus officinalis (garden asparagus) is the source of this 1791-nucleotide messenger RNA. Its product is annotated as asparagine synthetase [glutamine-hydrolyzing]-like. The record is from RefSeq and is a predicted model, not a curated record. Lineage: Eukaryota; Viridiplantae; Streptophyta; Magnoliopsida; Asparagales; Asparagaceae. Gene Ontology annotation, cellular component: cytosol. The transcript is spliced from 12 exons. Gene Ontology annotation, molecular function: asparagine synthase (glutamine-hydrolyzing) activity. Bases 141 to 1637 code for a protein of 498 amino acids.